Molecule: messenger RNA, 2655 nt
Organism: Boleophthalmus pectinirostris (great blue-spotted mudskipper)
Lineage: Eukaryota; Metazoa; Chordata; Actinopteri; Gobiiformes; Gobiidae
Gene: grm3
Product: glutamate receptor, metabotropic 3
Exons: 11
Coding region: 1-2655 (884 amino acids)
Biological process (GO): regulation of synaptic transmission, glutamatergic; G protein-coupled glutamate receptor signaling pathway
Cellular component (GO): membrane
Molecular function (GO): group II metabotropic glutamate receptor activity
Source: RefSeq, a predicted model, not a curated record
AUGGUCCCGACCCUGCUCCUCCUCCUAUGCUCCACCUUCCGGACCGCCCUGCUCUCGGUGGGCGGGGGCGGCGGCGGAGGGGAGCCCGGGCAGUUGAAGCGGGAGGUGCGGAUCGAGGGAGACCUGGUGCUGGGUGGGCUGUUCCCGGUGCACGAGAAGGGCGCGGGCAUGGAGGAGUGCGGGCGAGUGAAUGAGGCCCGGGGCAUACAGAGGCUGGAGGCCAUGCUGUUCGCCAUAGACCGCAUCAACCAGGACCGGAGCCUGCUGCCGGGGGUGUCUCUGGGGGUGCACAUCCUGGACACGUGUUCCCGGGACACUUAUGCUCUGGAACAGGCCCUUGAGUUCGUGCGUGCGUCUCUGACCAAAGUGGACGACACAGAGUUCAUCUGUCCUGACGGCUCAUAUGCUCUGCAGGACGACAGCCCUCUGGCCAUCGCAGGGGUCAUCGGGGGCUCCUUCAGCAGUGUGUCCAUACAGGUUGCCAAUCUGCUCCGGCUCUUCCAGAUCCCUCAGAUUAGCUACGCCUCCACCAGUGCCAAACUCAGUGACAAAACCCGCUACGACUACUUCGCCCGCACCGUACCACCGGACUUCUAUCAGGCCAAGGCCAUGGCCGAGAUCCUGCGUUACUUCAACUGGACCUACGUGUCAACCGUGGCAUCUGAGGGAGACUACGGGGAGACUGGCAUAGAGGCGUUUGAGCACGAAGCACGCAUGAGGAACAUCUGCAUCGCCACGUCAGAGAAGGUGGGGCGCUCUAACGCUAAGAAAUCGUACGAGGUGGUGAUCCGACAGCUGCUGCAGAAGCCCAAUGCCCGUGUGGCCGUGCUCUUCCUGCGCAGUGAUGACGCCCGGGAGCUCCUCGCCGCUGCUGCCCGCCUUAACACCUCCUUCAUCUGGGUGGCUAGCGAUGGCUGGGGGGCGCAAGAGAGCAUAGUCAAGGGCAACGAGAUCACAGCGGAAGGGGCAAUCACGCUCGAGCUAGCAGCCAAUCACGUGCCGGACUUCAACCACUACUUCCUGAAUCUGAACCCUCAUCGGAAUCAUCGGAAUCCGUGGUUUAAGGAGUUCUGGGAGCAGAGGUUUCAGUGUUCGCUAGCCGGAGAGAAGCACUUGCCUCCGUGUGGUAAAGAUCUGGUCAUAGACAAGGGUACUUUCGAGCCGGAGUCCAAAAUCAUGUUUGUGGUGAACGCGGUGUACGCCAUGGCCCACGCGUUACAUCACAUGCACCGGAGCCUCUGCACUAAUGCCACCCACCUAUGUGACGCCAUGAAGGCCCUGGACGGACGAAGACUUUAUCGCGAAUUCAUCCUCAACGUUAGCUUUCCAGCCCCCUUCUCUCCCCCGGGCAGCGAGACCGUGGUCAAGUUCGACUCCCAGGGUGACGGCAUGGGGCGCUACAACAUCUUCAGUUACCAGCGGGUGGGCGAGCGGCUGGGGUACGUGCCAGUGGGGGAGUGGGUGGAGAGUCUGAGCCUGAACGGGCAUCUGAUCCAGUGGCCCCGGGAAGCAGUGCCCACCUCCCAGUGCAGCGACCCAUGUGCCCGCAACGAGAUGAAGAAGAUGCAGGCAGGGGAGUACUGUUGCUGGAUCUGUACUGCGUGUGAGGCCCAUGAGUACUUGUCAGAUGAGUUCACGUGUACGCCCUGUGCCCCGGGACAGUGGCCCACUGAGGACCUGAGCGCCUGCUACGACCUGCCUGAGGACUACAUCAUGUGGGAGGACGCCUGGGCAAUCGGACCCAUCACCAUCGCCUGUGUGGGCUUCAUGUGCACAGGGCUGGUGGUAUGGGUGUUUGCUCGUCAUAAUGACACUCCCCUGGUGAAGGCGUCCGGAAGGGAGCUGUGUUAUAUCUUGCUGUCGGGAGUCUUCAUGUCCUACGGUCUCACCUUCCUCUUCCUUGCCAAACCUUCUCCCGCCGUCUGUGCCCUACGCCGUCUGGGCCUGGGCACCUCUUUCGCCGUGUGCUACUCCGCCCUGCUUACCAAAACCAACCGCAUCUCACGUAUCUUCAACGGCGUCAAAGAGGGUGCGGGACCAGCCAGGCCUAGAUUUAUCAGCCCCUCCUCUCAGGUGUUCAUCUGCCUGAGCCUGAUCUCGGUACAGCUCCUCCUGGUGUCUGUAUGGCUGCUUCUGGAGGUCCCAGGCACGCGCAGGUUCACUCUGCCCGAGAGGAGGCAGACUGUCAUCCUCAAGUGUAACGUGAGGGACUCCAGUAUGCUCCUCAGCCUGGUCUACGACGUGCUGCUCGUGGUUCUCUGCACAUGGUAUGCCUUCAAAACCAGGAAAUGUCCAGAAAAUUUCAAUGAGGCAAAGUUCAUUGGCUUCACCAUGUACACCACCUGCAUCAUCUGGCUGGCCUUCCUGCCCAUCUUCUACGUCACCUCCAGCGACUACAGGGUGCAGACCACAACCAUGUGCAUCUCGGUGAGCCUGAGUGGAUUCGUGGUGCUGGGCUGUAUGUUUGCUCCCAAGGUCCACAUCAUCCUGUUUCAGCCACAGAAAAACGUGACCAGCCACAGACUCAACCUCAACCGCUUCAGUGUGAGCGGGGCCGCCACCACCUACGCCUCCCAUGCUUCUGUGAGUGCGCACUUUGUCCCAGCGGUGUGUAACGGGAGGGAGAUCGUCGACUCCACCACGUCCUCCCUGUGA